Emericellopsis cladophorae is the source of this 1092-nucleotide messenger RNA. RefSeq lists its product as uncharacterized. The record is from RefSeq and is a predicted model, not a curated record. The transcript has 5 exons. Lineage: Eukaryota; Fungi; Ascomycota; Sordariomycetes; Hypocreales; Bionectriaceae. The coding region runs from base 1 to 1092 and encodes 363 amino acids.
AUGUCGGGUUUCCCAGUCACGGAUGGCAUCACAACCUUUCUCGACCCGGCAGGCCACGACGUCGACUUUGAGAACCCCGAAAGCCAGAACAAGUACGAUCACUUUGCGAUCACGGCUGUGCUGGGGUCACUCGCCCUGUUCUGCCUCUGCCAACGAUUGUACACGAAACACUUCAUUUUGACUGGCCUCCAAAUCGACGAUGGGUCUAUUUCCAUCGGGGGUCUCUGUCACCAUGCGUGGGAAAUGCCAAUUGAAGUAUUCGAAAAGCACAUGCUAAGCUCGUACAUUGUCGCUCCCAUCUUCAUCACCUGCAACGGACUCAGCAAGGCAUCCCUACUCAUGUUCUACCUUCAGAUAUCGCCCCAGAAGUACUUCAGGAUCACCAUCUGGGUAGCCAUCGGUAUGGUUGCGACGUACACCAUCGUCAUUGCCGGCCUGCUGCUAUUCGCCUGCCGACCGAUUCGCGCAGCGUGGGAUCCAUAUCUCAUGGCUGGUGGGGACUGUCUUGACACGGCGGCGCUUUACAUCGCCAUUGCAGUUGUCAACAUUGUGUCAGAUGUAGUCCUGUUUAUCAUUCCAAUUCCCACGCUUUGGGGGUUGAAAAUGCCUGUGGCGCAGAAGAUUGGAGCUGCUGCCAUGUUUGGUAUUGGUUCCAUCACCGUUGCGACGUCUAUUGUCCGCAUGGUCUAUUUGCCUUCGCUUUUAGGAGCUAUGGACAUCCCCUGGGUCGCUGCCCCAGCCAACGUGUGGUCAUUUGUCGAAGUCAACCUUUUUAUCAUCUGCGGUUCGAUGCCCACGCUCCGAAAAUUCCUGAAGCGAUUCAUACCCAAGCUCUUCGACUCGCUGGGUUCGAGGCCGUCCCAGGCAACUCCCUACCUCGUGUCCGGCAGGAAGCUCAGUCGCGGGCAUCGAACGGGAUAUAGUCAAUUCGGCGGUUAUGCGAUGGAAGACAUGCCAGAUGGUCGAGGCAAAUUCAAGGAAAACACUGAAUCUGCAACAGCCAGCAUCAGUCAGGCCACUGGAAAGAACGAGUCAACAGCGACUGUUGUCGAGAAAGACAACGUUAGCGAGGAAGCGAUAUUGAAAGGCUGA